Molecule: messenger RNA, 3076 nt
Organism: Rattus rattus (black rat)
Lineage: Eukaryota; Metazoa; Chordata; Mammalia; Rodentia; Muridae
Gene: Pbxip1
Product: PBX homeobox interacting protein 1
Exons: 11
Coding region: 130-2292 (720 amino acids)
Source: RefSeq, a predicted model, not a curated record
ACUAGCCACGUGACUCCCCUCCUGUCUUCCUGGGCUGGAAAGCAGGGGAGGUUGCAACAAGUUAAAGCAGAAGAUUGAAGCGAGAGCUGGUUCAGGCAGCCACUCUAGCUGCACUAGACCUCCACAACUAUGGCCUCCUGCCCGGACUCAGAUAAUAGCUGGGUGCUUGCUGGCUCUGAGACUCUCCCUGUAGAGACUCUGGGCCCCGAGUCCAGGAUGGACCCAGAAGAAGCCCCCCAGGCCCUUCAGGACUCCUCCAAGGCAGAUGGUAGAGAAUCAGCUGGGACCUUGGACGGAGAAGAGACGCUUUUCCAGACGGAAAGUUCCCAGGGCGAAGGUACUGCUCUGCCAGAAGAGUCUGAGGCCAAGGGUGCUCUGGGCAGUGAUGACGGUCAUGGGACGAAGCCCCCAGGAGACACAGUGGUCCAGGAAGAUUUGCAGGAGACUCCUAUGGUGACAAGCCUUGGACCAGACACACAGGACCUGGAGAGUGAUAUCCACCCACAGAACCUGCCCUCAAGUCCCAGAGCAGUUUGGAAAGAGCAUGGCUGCUCUAGCAGUGAUGAUGACACUGAUGUAGAUGUGGAGGGUCUUCGGAGACGGAGGGGCCGAGAGCCUAGCCCACCCCAGCCCAUGGCAGCCGUGGAUGGAGAGGACCAGGCCAAGGGCGAGGGUAUAGGAGAGCUGGGCAUCUCUCUCAACAUGUGUUUCCUGGGGGCCCUGGUUCUUCUGGGCCUGGGGAUCCUCCUGUUCUCUGGCGCACUGCUGGAGCCCGAGACUGGGCCCGUGGAGGAAGCCGAAUUGCAGGUCUUUCCAGAGACUGAGCUGGUACAGACUGUGGGGAACAGGCAGGAUGAGGUAGAGCAGCUGCAGGCCUCAGUACCACCUGACAGUGUCCCCAGCCUGCAAAGCAUGGGGCUUCUGCUGGACAAGCUGGCCAAGGAGAACCAGGAUAUCCGGCUGUUGCAGGCUCAGCUGCAGGCUCAGAAAGAAGAGCUUCAGAGCCUGUUGCACCAGCCCAAAGGGCUGGAAGAGGAGAAUGCCCGGCUCCGGGAAGCCCUGCAGCAGGGCAAGACCUCCCACCAGGCCCUAGAGUCAGAACUGCAGCAGCUAAGGGCCCGACUCCAAGGGCUUGAGGCUAACUGUGUCCGGGGUGUGGAUGGGGUGUGUCUCAACUGGGGUGGAAGUCCACAGGGUGGCAAGGCCACUACAGAACAAGGCCACAAGGGGCAGGAACCAGACCCCAGCUUAUUGGAGCAGCAUAAGCAGCUUGAGGCCGAGGCCAAGGCCCUAAGGCAGGAGCUGCAGAAACAGUGGCAGCUGUUGGGCUCUGUGCACCGCGACCUGCAGAGGGGCUUGCAGGAUGCCGGCCGAGGAGCCCCAGCUCACGCUGGCCUGGCUGAACUUGGUCACAUGCUGGCUCAGACACUGCAGGGCCUAGAGAGUCAGGGUAUUAACACUGGCAGGUCUUCCAAUGACUCCGAGGCCUGGCACCAGAAGAAGCCUCGCUUCCAGCAUCCCAGGGAGUGGAGUGGGAGGGAGAAGUGGCGUGGGGGGCAGAGGGAUCAGAAGGCUGAGCACUGGAAGCUGAAGAAGGAGGAAUCUGGCCAGGACAGGAAGAAGAGCUGGAGGGAUGAGGGCAGGGAAUACACGGGGCACUGGAAGGAGAACAGGCCGAGGGCCGAAGAAUCGGGGAGCAGAAAGGACAGCAAGCGACAGGACCCCAAGGUACACCCUAGGAAAAGUGGGAACUCCCACUCUGGGGAAAGGCAGAAGCAUUCUUGGGGGAAAGACAACAGCCCUGACUCUGUGUCCUGGGAGGAGCUGCUAAGGCGCAAGUACCGGCCCCCUCAGGGCUGUUCAGGCGUGGCCGACUGUGCCCGGCAGGAGGGCCUGGCCCUCUUUGGUGUGGAGCUGGCCCCUGUGCGGCAGCAGGAGCUGGCCUCUGUGCUGAGGGAAUACUUGGCUCGGCUGCCCUGGGCCGGACAGCUGACCAAAGAGCUGCCCCUCUCACCUGCUUACUUUGGAGAAGAUGGCAUCUUCAGGCAUGACCGCCUUCGCUUCAGGGAUUUUGUGGAUGCCCUGGAGGACAGCCUGGAGGAGGUGGCACUGAAAGAAACAGGUGACGAUGAUGAAGUGGAUGACUUUGAGGACUUCAUCUUCAGCCACUUCUUUGGAGACAAGGCACUGAAGAAGAGGUCAAAGAAGAAGGAGAAGCAGCCUUGGAACCACAGAGCUGUGGGGCCCAGGGAAGAGCACAGCCGCCAUCCCCACCACUACCACCAAGGCUGAGCCCUGCUCCUGCUGCAACCACUGGCCUUGGCAUGCACCCAGCUAAAGAUCCCUGGAAUUAUGUGACCCAUGCUCACACUGUCCAGUGGGCUCCUCCUGGCUCGUUAGUGCCCUUGGACGUCCUUCACAGAAAAGAGCAAAGCACUCGGCCCUGCACUGGUACCACUUUUGCUUAAAAAAGGCCGUAGUUGACACUACUGAACUGUUUAAACAAAUGUAUGCAAAUGAUAAAGGCCCUGGGUACUAAGUAUCCUGUAGGAGCCUGCUGGGGAGGACUCUUAUUCUGAAGCCAGAGAGCUGUCCUUUCUUGUGGCUAUCCUGGGUCCACAGCACAGCUUACCACUACCCUGCACUGGAGCUGCUGGUUGGAGACUUAGCUCCGGACUUGCCUUGGGGUUUUUGUUAGCUUUGGAGACAGCUGUCGCUAAGCCCGAGGAACCCACACCAUGCCUCUUGUGGCUUUCACCUCCCCACCUGAACUGUACACCAUGGUAGGGCUCUGUCACUUGAGGUGGUCUCUAAGUGCAAGGGGACACCUUGCAGCCACCACUCCAGUGUUUGGGCACAAUCUAGACACUGCACUCAACCUUUUUCCCUUUCUGCCCUCAGCCUUCCCGUCUGUUCCCCAUGUUCACCCACCUUUCCCAAGGAAUCUAGCCUUGAGUCCAGCCACCAAUUGUCUCACAAUACACAGUGUGGUAUUCUUAUCCUCUGAAAGAGGGCUGAAGGGCUGAGAAUGGAGUCAAUAAAGCAAGGAAACAAACAUCCUGUUUCUGCCACACAA